Messenger RNA from Closterium sp. Naga37s-1, 4287 nucleotides. Lineage: Eukaryota; Viridiplantae; Streptophyta; Zygnematophyceae; Desmidiales; Closteriaceae. The record is from the annotation of a GenBank genome assembly.
AUGGUGGAUUUGCGACCGCAAUCGUCGCCACCAGCCGUCGUCGCGUCGCGGCAGGCGUCGCAAAGGUCGCACGAGAGCGGGGCGGCGAUGUCGAGCAUGCAAGAGUGGGCGCACGGUGUGGCGAUGGCUGCCGCGGUGCUUCAAUGUAGCUCUCACACAAGUGGGACACCUGCGCGCGGUCAAGAAACCGCGCGCGUAUCGGCGCGGGGACAAGGGCAAGCGCAAGCGCAAGCGCAAGGAGAGACAGCGCAGCCGCGUCACUUUGCGCGGCCGGCUUAUCCCCGCAGCCGCAGCACGAGCGCGACAACGGGGCCGCGCACCGCCGCCUCUUCCGCGCUUCCGCCGUUCCCGCAGAGCGCGUACCAUCCCGCGCAUCCGCACCAUCCCCAGCACCAGCAGAACCAGCAACGACAUGUCGAGUCGGCAACGCAGGUGCAGGAGCGGUCGCAGACAGAGUCGCAGUUGGGGGCGCAGAUGCGGCCGCAGCCGCAGUCGCAGUCGCAGUCGCCGUCGCCGUCGAAGUCGCAGAAGCAAGCGAGCCUUCUUCCGCCGCCGCAAGAAGAGGACAGCGAUGGUGGCAGCUGCGACGGCGGUGGCGACGGCGGCGGCGACGGCGGUGGCGGCGGUGUCGCUACAAGCAGCAUUAGCCCUGGGGGCGGCGUUGCGCUGGUAGCCAGCGCGCAACCGCGGCUGUUAGCCCGGCGGGCCGCAGGCGGCACGCGCGCACCCGCGUGGGUAAGCAGGCGCACGCUGAGCCUACCGGAGCGCAUGCAGCGGAUGGACGCUGUUGUAGGGGGAGGAAUCGGCGCAGGGGCAGGCGGGGAUGGGGAGGCCGGCGCGGGCGGCGGAUCGGCCGAAGGGGAUGGCGAGAUCGGAGGAGCGCCAGGCGAAGCAGGAUCUCCAGCCUGUGCCAAUGGGAGCGCAACGAUCAAGGCAGCUUUAGACGCGGCCAUAAAAUCCGCCGUCGCAGCCGCCGCCUCCGUCGCCGCAGUUGGCGCGGAAGGAUCGCCGGUUGCGGAUCCGGCGGCGGGAGAUCCCCCCCCCGGCGGUGUGGCGGCUUCCGCGGAAGCUCCGCCAGGUGGAGGCGCGGAGGAAGAUGGUCCGCGGCACGCCCACAAGUCGCUCUCCACGGGAACGACCGUGGGUGCCGUGGGGAGUCGCAGCGGGGGGCGGCGCGAGGCUAUCACGGUGAAGAAGCUCCGGGCAGCGAAGGUUUCUAAGCUGCCCAGUUUCAACCAUGAGCCAAUCAUCCCCUCCACAACCCCCGAAUUCAACGAAUGGGAAAAACCCGUCACUCCCCCCAGCGACCACCACUACCAGCACUACCACCAGUACCAGCAGCAGCAGCAACACCACCACCAGCAGAACCAGCAGCAGCAGCAGCAGCAGCACGGGUACCCGCCAGUAUCCCCGCCAUCGUUGGACGACCCAGCGUCGUUCAGCCAUCCGCCGCAGUUCAGCUGGCAUGAGGAGGCGCGCGGAUCGCAGUCCAUGGGGCCGCGCACAGGCAGUGGCGCCGCGGUCGUGGCGGCCAGGCGCUCGUUCAAGUACACGCAGCAGUUCCAGCAGCGCGGGGAACAGCCGCGGUUCGGACAGCACCUCUUCCCCGACGCUGCCCCUUGCCCCCAGCCUGAAUCUCCCCUCGACCGCUCCCCUUCCGCCCAGGUCACCUCGUCCGCGCAGAGGCAGGGGCAGGGGCAGGGAGAGGGGCAGGAGCAGGCGCAGGGGCAGGGGCAAGGAGUGGGGAGGGGUAAGGGGCUGAGGCGUUUCAACGCGUCUCCCUCGUUUCCCCGUCGCCCAUAUUCUUCACCCUCCCUUGUCCAUCGAUCGCCCUCCCCCUCCCUCUACUCACACACCCCGCUGCAACGCCACUACCACCAGCAGCAGCAGCAGCAGCAGCAGCAGCCGUCACAGCAGCCGCCGCCGCCGCCGCACCAGCAGCCACCACAAGAGGUGAUUCAAAUGAUCCCAGGUGUCUCCUCCUCCCCUCCCAACAACCUAUCCCGCUCCCCUACCACCCCACCGCACUCCACCCGCCCACACCGCAGCAUAAUCCCCACAACCUCCCCCACCAAUCCCUCUGAAGCAGCUUUUGAACCCUUAACACCACCGAACCCACCAUUCCCCACUCUCCCUUACCAAAGCAUCAUCCCCACGGCUUCCCCCGCCCUGUCCUCCUCUCCCACUUUCGAACCUCUGAAUCGAGCUCCACCGCACUCCACCCCGCCCGACCGCACCAUCCCUCGCACAGCCUCCGCACCUCACUCCGAACCAGCCGGGGAGACCCUGACUGGGCUCAACCCACCGUACUCAACCCUUCCCCACCGCAGCAUCAUCCCCACGGCCUCCCCUGCCCAUUCUUCCGGGCUGGGUCGAAGACCUAGCUCUGCUCGACGCGCACACACACAGCAAGGAGCAGCGGUGCGGGGAGCAGAUAGUUUAGUGGUUACUAGCAGUGCUUUGGGACGCACACAAGCACAGGCAGAGGCACAGGCAGGGGCAGAGGCAGAGGGAGAGGGAGAGGGAGAGGAGAAGGCACAGGAGGGGUUGGAGGUUGGGAAGAGUGGGUUGUGGAGAGGGGGGGAGGAGAGGCACGGGUUUGGGGAGUGGCGGGUGCGGCGGUUGUUUCCGGGAGAGAGCGCGGAGCAAGGAGGAGGAGGAGGAGACGGGGGGGCGGUGGGAAGGGUGCAAGCGGGGGAGGUGCGCUCGGGGGAGGUGCAAACGGGGGAGGUGCAAACGGGGGAGGUGCGAGUGGGGGAGGUGGAGGCAGGGCGGGGGGAGAGACUGAUGGCAGUUCGAUCGUUCUGCAGUGCUCAGGGGUCGCUGCUGAUGCACAGUGGUUGUCUGGAUGGUGGUGGUGGUGGUGAUGGUGGUGGUGUGGCGAAUGCUGCUGAUGUGCGGUAUGCUGUUUCUGCCACCAUGCCCUGUGCUCCCGCUUCUGCUUCUGCUUCUGUUUCUGCGUCUGCUUCUGCUUCUGCUGCGGCUGCUGCUGCUGCGGAUGCUUCUGCUUCUGCUUCUGCUUCUGCUGCUGCUGCAGUCCCUGCUGCUGCUUCUGGUGCAGAGGCAGUGGCUGCAAUGGCUGGAAGAGAAACGGAAGCAGCACAGGCAGCAGCAGCACAGGUAGCAGCAGCAGCAGCUGUGGGGAUGGUUGAGAGGGGGAGAGAAGGCGCCACUGAAGCGGCAGUGCAGGUGGAGUGUGGUCAGGAGGAGGACCAUUGUAGUGCUGCUGGCGAGGCAGGGGCUAGUACUGCGCAUUCUGCUUCUGCUGCUGCUUCUGCUGCUUGUGCUGGUGAUGACUCGAGUGUUGUUCGUGUUGCUGCCGGCCCUGUUGGUGGUGCUGCUGCUGCUGCUGCUGCUGCUGCUUGUGCUGCUGCUGAUACUGCUAAAUGUGCUGAUGGUGCUGCUGCUGCUGCCAGUAACACACGCGGCAGCAGCAGGCGGGCGAUUUUCACCAAGGGGCGGACGAGACAGGGGAGCUUUGGGCGGGCUGUGGGGAGCAGGCGGAGGAGCGGCGGCAGUGGGGGGGGGAGCAGGGAUUUCGGCAGUGGGGGCAGCGGUGGUGGUGAUAAUGCUAGUCUGAGUAGCUUUGGCUUGAAUGGUGCUGAUUUGAGUGAAGGGCUGGUGAUUGCAGAGGAAGAGGGGGUGGUGGAGAGAGGGAGCGGAGAGAUGAGCAGGAGUAGCAAACCCGGCAGUGAGGCGGGUGCUGGUGGGGAGGGGCAAAGGAACAGCUUUGGCGUGGACGGAAGAGGUGGUGAUGAGGGAAGAGAGGGAGAGGGAGACCAGGAGGGAGAUAUAGAGGGAGGUAAGGAGGAAGGUAGGGAGGUAACGGGAGUAGACCGAGAGCAGCAGAGGGAGCAUCAGAGGGAGCAUCAGAGGGAGGAGCAGGGGAAUCGAGGCUGGGAGCAGGGACAGUGUCAGCAGGAACUUGCUGGUGGUGCGGUGGAGAGGGCUGGGAGGGAAGUGGGUAUGGGCUACGAGGGAAGCCAAGGCUAUGUCUGCAGGAGUGACGGUGGUGAUCAGGGUGAUGCUGCUGCUGCUGCUGCUGCUGCUGCUGGUGGCGCUGUUGCUGCGGCUGACUGGCACGGUACCAGCAGUGAUUGUGGCGCUGGUUUCGGUGAUGCUGGUAGUACCACACAAGGCAGCAGAGACCACAGCGGCGGAGCAGAGGAGGCAGAGGCGUCAGGAGAGUAUGAUAACAUCCGGUGGCCGCAGCCUAACCCGAAAAUGGCGGCACGUGCAGAGAAGGAGAAGGAGAAGAAAAAGGUACGGUGUGUGGUGAAGUGGUAA